GCGGCAGAAAACAGGCGGUGCUGACGACCCCGGUGGUGCGGAAGUUGGGACAACGCGAGGCGCCAGGGAAGCAAGUGGCAAGGCGACGGGUCAUGCAUUGCGCAAGAAGGGCCGACCCGCAGCGAGGAGAACAUCCGGCGGAAGGAGGGGCAAGAAAGCGGGGGAUGCGGGGGAUGAGGAGGAGGAGGAGGGGGAGGAAGAGGAGGACGAAGAGGAGGAGGACGAGGAGGAGGACGAGGAGGGGGGCGACGAGGAUGAGGAGGAGGCGCAGGAGGAGGAGGAGGAGGAGGAGGAGGAGGAGGAGGAGGAGGAGGAGGAGGAGGAGGAGGAGGAGGAGGAGAGGGACGACAAGGAUGAGGAGGAGGAGGAGGAGGAGGAGGAGGAGGAGGAGGAGGAGGAGGAGGAGGAGGAGGAAGAGGAGGAGGAGGAGGAGGAUGUGGCGGCAGCAUUGGGCCACCGGUAA
Molecule: messenger RNA, 463 nt
Organism: Closterium sp. Naga37s-1
Lineage: Eukaryota; Viridiplantae; Streptophyta; Zygnematophyceae; Desmidiales; Closteriaceae
Source: the annotation of a GenBank genome assembly